Prunus armeniaca (apricot) is the source of this 768-nucleotide messenger RNA. The record is from the annotation of a GenBank genome assembly. NCBI's taxonomy places the organism in Eukaryota, Viridiplantae, Streptophyta, Magnoliopsida, Rosales, Rosaceae.
AUGGUUCGCGUCAUAAUUCAGAAUCUCCGCGAUUGUAUUGGUCUGUCCUUGACAUUAAUAUCCAUUGCAACAGGUGCUGUUUGGCUUAGCUCGGCUCGGUUAGGCUCGGCUGUUGCCUUUUUCGGGGAUUUGAGUGGAGGUGGUGGUGGUGAUGAAGGUGGAGUUGGUGGUUGUGGUAGUGGUGGUGGGGAUGGCUGUUGUGGAGGUGGUGGUGGUGGUGGCAGUGGCAGCAUGGUGGUGGUGGUUGUGGAGGUUUUGGAGGAGGUGGUGGUGGUGGUGGUGGAGGUGGAGGAGGUGGUGGUGGAGUUGGUGGAGGAGGUGGUGGUUGUGGUGGUGGUGGUGGUGGUGGUUGUGGUGGUGGUGGCGGAGGAUGAGGAAGAGGAGGAUGUGGUGGUGGUGGUGGUGGUGGUGGUGGUGGUGGUGGUUGUGGAGGUAGUGAAUGUGGUGAUGCAAGUGGUGAAGUUGGAUGUGGAAGUGGAGGCAUCGCUCUCACUGAAUGAUAACGGGGUGCCAAAGGCAUUACUCGCGCCAAAUGAUGAUGAUGGGGUGCCUAAGGCAUUGCUCGCAUCGAAUGACGAAAAGGUGCAGAAGGUAUCGCUCGUGCAGAAUGAUGACGGGGUGCAAAAGGCAUCGCUCGCUUCUAAUAAUGAUGAUGGGGUGCCAAAGGCAUCACUCACGCCUAAUUAUGGUGGGUGCCAAAGCACUGGCGGAUCCACAGAGGUGCAAGGAGGUGCAGCUGCACCUCCCUUUGCCAAAAACUUCCUUUGA